ACAAAGGGGAAAAAGAAAACUAAAAAUUGACAUACCAACAUCAUCACAAUAACCAGCAUAGUCGGUGAAAGAAGACAAUGAACCCCACAAUCUUCAAUUCAAUUCAAUACAGCCGACAAAUCACACCUCCUCUUCCUCUCCUCCUUUCAAUGCCACAAGAACACGCCAUGUUUGAUCCUGCCAAAAACCCAAGAUCAAGGUAUGACAGUUAUGGCAGUUAUGGUGUUCCAAACAGGGGAUUGGAAUUUGGGGCUGAAACAGAUGAGUCUGGAGAGUCUACACCUCCCUUGUGGAGGACAAGUCCAAACCAUCCCCUGCUUCGUCCGAAUCAGUAUCGAAACUUGUCGCCCGAGGCGAAGACUCAGGCGAUUGCGAGGGGUCAAGUGGAGUUAAUGGAGAUGGUGGGUCGGAUGCCAGAGUCAAGUUAUGAGCUUUCUCUGAAAGAUCUUGUUGAGCAUCCAUUGAGACAGGAUAAUUUUAUGGAAGAACAGAGGGUCAAUAUUGAUCAUGAAAUUAGUGCUCAGAGAAGAGAACAAGAGCUAUUGAGGAGGAGGAAGAAUAAUGGGAGGAGAUUGCCGAUCAUGAACAGAAAUGGAAGUGCUGAGAACAGAGGGUUUUUGUUAAAGAUGGGUUUUCCAGUUUCUAAUUGGGGGUCUAGUAAGAAGAAGACGAAUUUGAUUUUGAAUUCGAUGGAUUCGAAGGUUUUGCCGAAGCCAGCGGUGGCCGCAGAGAGAGGUGGGGAGGAGUGGUGGAAGAAGAGGCAUGUGGUGUCAGCAGGGGAGAGUGAAAGUGUUGGGCUGAGUAGUAAUAGUGGAAGCUCUAAAAGCAGUGGUAGCAGCAGUAGCCGAAGCAGCAGCAGCAGAAGCAGAAGCAGAAGCGGCAGCAGAGCAAAGAACACUGAUAUGUUUGGUGACGCCUUGGACGCCAGUGGCCCGCAUAGCGGAACCGUUGAUCCCAACGCCUUAACAAACAAGCGGCUUAAAGGGCAUAAGGGUGGCGGUUGUUGGGCUCUUCUCUGCACCAAACGAGGCAAGAUGGUAGAUUAGACAAGUUGUGAGACUUCUCAAGUGAGGGCGUCCAUAACAUAUAAGUUAUGGUCGCUCGCUUAAUGACAUAUCUGAAAAGUGAACAACAAUGGGGCUCACUGUCUCAGGCCUCACUGCUACAAACAAAACAAGACAAAAGACCAGCGUCCGUAAUAUAAAUUAGAGAUGUCCAUAUAAGAGCAAGUCUCUAUAUAUAUAUAUAUUAUAUAUAUAAAUGUUCUUGUAAUUUGAUACUCCUACCUUGUUUCAACAUAUACUAGUAGGAUAUAAUGUAUAUGUUUUUUUUUUUUUAACUGUUGUUGAAUAAUCUUUCAUUUCAUGAUCAUUCAUUUUGUUCUUCAUCCUUGCAUUUGG
Messenger RNA from Tripterygium wilfordii, 1400 nucleotides. RefSeq names its product pinin-like. The coding region runs from base 78 to 1046 and encodes 322 amino acids. The record is from RefSeq and is a predicted model, not a curated record. The transcript is spliced from 3 exons. Lineage: Eukaryota; Viridiplantae; Streptophyta; Magnoliopsida; Celastrales; Celastraceae.